Kuraishia capsulata CBS 1993 is the source of this 2331-nucleotide messenger RNA. RefSeq lists its product as uncharacterized. Bases 1 to 2331 code for a protein of 776 amino acids. Gene Ontology annotation, biological process: tRNA wobble uridine modification. Lineage: Eukaryota; Fungi; Ascomycota; Pichiomycetes; Pichiales; Pichiaceae. Gene Ontology annotation, molecular function: protein binding. Gene Ontology annotation, cellular component: elongator holoenzyme complex. The record is from RefSeq and is a predicted model, not a curated record. The transcript has a single exon.
AUGGUUUUUCUGCAAGGUAUAUUUGUGGGUGCCAAUAAGGAGUUGAACUCCACCAGCUAUAGUACCGAAACGGGACUGCUGGUAUAUGGUGCAGGGAGAACGCUGGCAGUAUGGAACCCAACUGAUGCAAGCAAUAGGAUACUUGGAACUUUGAAGGGUCACACGGCCGAAGUUACCUGUGUGAGAUGGUUGAACUCAAAGACACUUCUUUCAGGAUCUGAAGAUCAUACCGUUAAGGUGUGGAGCUACAACCCAGACGAGGAAGCUGACGAUAUAAUCCAGCGAUUCAAGCUGACGAAAGAACUCAACCAGCAUACAGGCUCAUUAAUCACCCUUGAGACUUUGCCAGGUAUCUUUGCAACCGGAGCUGCUGACGGUCAGAUCUGUUUGUUCAGUGGUCUGGAAUUGGCUGGAAAGUUCACAGUUAACGCAAACUUCUAUCCUCUGGCGUUGAGUCUGCUCAAACUCAAUGAUGGCUACAUCUUGUUCGUUGGAGGAACUAACAAAAAGCUCUAUGUCUACUCGUUUGGAUUGGAAAACGAUGAAAUAAUCAAUCUAGAACAAAAAUAUGCUCUUGAAGGUCAUGAGGACUGGAUCAAGACGAUUACGGUCAAACAGGAAUCUGAAGGAGAGUAUCUCAUAGCAACAGGUUCCCAGGACCGUCACAUACGACUCUGGAAAUUGAACUUGGAUGACAAGAUUGACGAUUCCGACAAGGACACCACCAAACUCAGACUUCUAUCUAACAAGCAGUACAAGUUCGAGGUUGGCUCAACAAGAUGUUCCAUUUCGUUUGAUACCAUUCUAAUGGGCCAUGAAGAUUGGAUAUCAACGUUGGUGUGGCAUCCCACUCAGCUGACUCUUCUGUCGUCUUCUGCAGACACCUCGGUUAUAAUAUGGGAGCCUGAUACCAUAAGUGGAGUGUGGGUGGCUCGUACAAGACUUGGAGAGCUGAGUAUCAAAGGUGCUUCUACCGCCACAGGUGCCUCAGGAGGCUUUUGGUCUGCACAAUGGAUCUUUGGAGCCGGAUCGCAGUUCAUUCUCACACAUGGAAAGACAGGAUCGUGGAGACUCUGGAAGAGCAGCGAAUCGACCGAUUCUUUCGAACAAUUGGCUGCUGUUACUGGCGCUACUCGCGCCGUCACAGACCUGAGUUGGUCGCAAAAUGGAGAGUAUCUCCUCACAACUUCCUUGGACCAGACAACUCGUCUCUUUGCCCAGUCAACCACGGGAAAACAGUGGCACGAGUUUGCAAGACCGCAGAUUCACGGAUACGAUAUGGUCAGUGUUGCAUCUAUGCACGGUGCCAAAUUCGUUUCUGCUGGAGACGAGAAAAUUAUCAGAGUUUUUGAGGAGCCCAAGUCGGUGGCCCUGAUGCUAGAGAGACUCUGUGAUGUUCACGAGUCCAAUGUGGAGGUGAUGCCACAAAGUGCAUCUUUGCCUGUGCUUGGACUUUCAAAUAAGGCUGAAACAGACGAGAGCCAAAUGGAGACAAAUGGCGACGACGACGAAGAAAACGGUCCAGCAGAUGAAAAUGGUCAAUCCUUCGAUAUUCUGAACGAAGUUACGGCUGUUCCCUUGGAGGACCAUUUGCAAAGACAUACUCUCUGGCCUGAGGUGGAAAAGCUUUAUGGUCAUGGAUACGAGAUCACAACUUUGGCUGUUUCUCCAGACCAAAAACUGGUCGCCAGUGCUUGUAGGUCCAAUUCGGUUGCACAUUCCGUGAUUAGAAUUUUUCAGACUUCAAAUUGGCAACCUUUGGCUCCUCUCAAUGCGGGUCACGAGCUCACGAUAACUCGAUUGAAGUUUUCGCCAGACAGCAAAUAUUUGCUUUCUGUUUCGAGAGAUAGACAACUCUCUGUAUGGGUAAGAGAAGAGGGUCUGGAGUUCAGAUUGCUCAAACUUCAAAAGAAAGCCCAUACGAGGAUUUUGUGGGAUUGUGCUUGGCUCCCACAAACGGUAACCAAGACCAAGUUCUUCACGGCUAGCAGGGACAAAACCGUCAAAUUGUGGAAAAUAAUAGACUCUGAUCUCGAAAUAGUUUCCUCGGUGAAACUGGCCGAUUCAGUCACCGCAAUUGCUGUUUUGGACAGAGACGAUGAUGGUAAGGUGAUUCUGGCAGCUGGUCUUGAUAAUGGGUCAAUCUCCAUUUUCAGAGUAGACCCCGAAACUGGAGACUUUUCUUUACAAGAAGAGCUCAUUAACAGUAUCACUCCGGCUCUACGGGUUUCGCGUUUGUCAUUCCGUCCAUCUAUUAACGGAACAUUAAUUGAACUGGCUGCUGCCUCGGAUGACACCACCACGCGAAUCUACUCUGUGGAGACUAAUUAA